UUUUACACAGAACCAGCUGUCUACAAUCCCCUAAUUGCAAUCAGUGUAAGCAGAAUUUCCUGGCUGGUAGUUUUAAUCAACAGUCUGCUGCUGCACGUGGAUGCUGUGGUUGAACUCACUUCCAUGGCUCUUCCAAUUGGGGUUUCUUGGCUUUGCACUCUGUUGUUAUGGGGCUGCAUUUGUUUUCCUCCUGAAAAAGGUUACAUUGUUGCACAUGGCUACUUUUUCAAUGAUGGUGAAUUCAGUAGCCAUGCAGGUGUGCUUGGUCCACAAACAUCAAUCCAGUUUGAUUCUGGACCAUCUUUAAACACAAACCAAGACUCUGUUAGUCCAAGGGAUGAGAUGCAAGCUAUGAGGGACCAAAGCUUUGUUUCCCUUCAGAGAGAACCAGUCCAUGAAAACAAUGAAGAUGCUAGCUCCGUUACUAGCCUCAGUGAAGAGAUGGUACAAAGCAAACCAGACUCAGAAAAUUAUGUCCCCUCCGGUCCCCCAGUGCAGAAAUAUGAGCAUGAAGGUCCUGACUCUCAACACCCCUUUGGCCUUUUAGUGAAAGAGCACACACAAGAGAAAACUGUGGAGGGCACCAGUUUCCAAACAAUUAAAGAUUUCAACCGGUUUAUAGAAACAAUGAAGAACUCCUUCUUAAUGCCAGGAAGUGACUUUGGUAGACAUUUUCAAACCGCACGGGAAACUAUGACAAACAAGAUGGCUUCUAAUGCUGAAAAUGUUAAAGGAGAGCCAGACACAGGCUCUAGGUCUAAGUCGACAAAAGAAGGAACUCCCCAUGAUGGCGCCAUUGAAAAUGAAGUCUGGAGUGAUCCUAUGAAUACAGCAUUUGAGCAAAGUAAACGGGGUGCCAACUACCAAAUGCCAAGUGAAAACCUCCCUAUCCUUGAUCCUGUUGACUCCACUGCAAGUCUCAUUUCUACCAAUGUUUAUGACAACCAAGACUCAGGCCCAGGUUCUGCUCUCUACCCACACCAUCAUUUAGCAGCCACAGAGCAUGUUUCAAGUGAUUAUGGAAGUUAUGACAGGGGUGGCAUUUCUGGGGAAAACACUGAUACUUUCACAAGUGCUCCUCAUGAGCAAAAUGAAAAUGUUCUGUUAAGCUACAAGCUCCCUGAACAAAUACCCUCCGGCUCAUUCUUUGGAGAGGAUUUGACUUUCAGUGGCCAUGUGACCGCACCCCCUGUCAACCCUCUAAACAGCCCCUCUCAAGAUUUCAGCGAUUAUUUAAGUAAGGAAUCCAAUGUAAUGCCUCAAACCUCUGAGAAAAACCAACCAAAAUAUAAAUCUCACAAAGUGACUCCAGCCGAUGUCCUGUCUGCACCAAUGCCCCCAUCUUUGAAUUCCUACGGCAAAAGUUUAUAUGUUGGUGCACCAAGAGAUCAACUCUUCUUCCCAGAUUAUCUACCAAAACAUAAGGAAAGACCAGCCCUAUCAUUUCAGACACAUCAACCCACUGUUGGUAAGGAAUCAAAGGAUAUAAGCUACACUCCCACUGCCCACCAGUCUGUAUCUACUAGUUCUGUUUCUACAAGCUCUGAUUACUCUUCACCACUGAGUAGUAGUAGUCAUGUGGGAGUUCAAACAAGUAGCCCACAUGACGCUCAGAAUCAGGCUUUCAACAGAAAGCAGCCAGUUAGAUUCCACCCAAUGUUUUCUGUGAACCCUUCCAGCUCUCUUCAUGGCUCAAGCAGACAUGAUGGCUAUCUCGGGAACCAGACAGGUAUUAGACUUCCUUACACCCUCACGGCCAAGGCAAAAGAUGAGGAGAAAUCAGACCUCUCCAAGCUGAAUCUAGUCUCUCGGGGACCAAAACAAAUGGCUGACAGAAACCCCCUGGGCUCAUUUACUACCUCGCUUAGACGAGGCAUUUCUCUAAAUGGUGGCCAUGAGAGUGUAACAAGAGCUGGCCUUCUACAGACCAUCAUACAACCGACCAAAGCAUGGAAGCAUCCAGCAAAUAUGAAUAAAGAGCCCGGCAACAUGGCCUAUUGGCCUCUUAAACCGCUGUCUGCAACAAAAGGUUCUGCUUCUACUUUAAGUGGUGUAUUUUGGAGGAAUGGUGGCCACAUAAAAAAACUUCCUCUUCAAACUGGCUCUAACAUGUCUCCACCAUUUGUAAACACUUAUGUUGACAAGUCCAGAAACAGCUAUGCAUUGAGCAAAGUAUCUCUAUCAAAGACCCUUUAUGCACCAUUAUCAGCUGGAUGAAUACAAGAACACUGUAUCCCACAAUGUAAAAGGAUUGGAAAAACCGUAAAGAAGUGAGAAUGGUAUGGGAAAAAUGUCAUUGCUUGUGAAUAUAACUUGUGCUUAUGAUUAAUUUGAAUAAUGACUAAAACAUUUCUCACAUCUCAAACUUUCUCAAGCAGUUCUUAAUUUGUCCAUCUGUCGUUGGGAUCCUUAAUAAAAUUUAUAUUCCAAAAAAAAAGAUAUUCAUAGAAAGACAGCAGUGGCCAGAUGUUUCGGUAAGAGAAACAUUCAAAUUCCAAAAAUCUAAAGGACUAUUUGCAUCUAAAAAUCGCCCUUGUUUUCUUUGCCAUUUCAUAUGUAGGUGAAAUCGCUGAUGGCAAGUCCUAUGUAAAUAAGGGUAAGUAUUCAUAUUGUGAAUACUUAAUGCUCACACAACUUAAGUAAAAAAUAUUUUUGUUUUCUUUAGGAUAUGUUGCCAUCUUCAACUGGGAGGAAAUUCAAGUUACUUUCUGCAGUUCUCAACACAUCCACUCUGACUAGUAAAAAAAUGUCAGUGUUUUGAA
Messenger RNA from Sander lucioperca (pikeperch), 2762 nucleotides. RefSeq lists its product as uncharacterized. Lineage: Eukaryota; Metazoa; Chordata; Actinopteri; Perciformes; Percidae. The transcript is spliced from 3 exons. Bases 124 to 2217 code for a protein of 697 amino acids. The record is from RefSeq and is a predicted model, not a curated record.